Doryrhamphus excisus (bluestripe pipefish) is the source of this 4897-nucleotide messenger RNA. RefSeq names its product D-beta-hydroxybutyrate dehydrogenase, mitochondrial. Gene Ontology annotation, biological process: steroid metabolic process. The record is from RefSeq and is a predicted model, not a curated record. Gene Ontology annotation, cellular component: intracellular membrane-bounded organelle. Gene Ontology annotation, molecular function: oxidoreductase activity. NCBI's taxonomy places the organism in Eukaryota, Metazoa, Chordata, Actinopteri, Syngnathiformes, Syngnathidae.
UUGUCUAUGUACUGUUUAUAGGACAAAGGUGGGCCACACGCAGACAUUUUUUUUUUCAAGUGGGCCCUGAGUUGAGUUGAUAAUAAUAAUAAUUAUUAUUAUUAUUGUUAUUAUUAUUACAUAAUAAUAAUAGUUAUUGUUAUUAUUAUUAUUUGCAUUUUUUCUAUGUACUGUUUAUAGGACAAAGAUGGGCCACAGACAUUUUUUUUAUUUUCAAGUGGGCCUUGAGUUGAGUUGAUAAUAAUUAUUAUUAUUAUUGUUAUUAUUAAAUGAUAAUAAUAAUAAUAGUUAUUAUUGUUAUUAUUAAAUAAUAAUAGUUAUUAUUAUUAUUAUUAUUUGCAUUUUGUCUAUGUACUGUUUAUAGGACAAAGGUGGGCCACAGACAUUUUUUGCGAUUUUCAAGUGGGCCCUGAGUUGAGUUGAUCAUAAUAAUAAUAAUAAUUAUUAUUAUUAUUAUUAUUAUUAUUAUUAUUAUUAUUAUUAUUGUUAAAUAAUAAAAAUAAUAAUAGUUAUUAUUAUUAUUUGCAUUUUGUCUAUGUACUGUUUAUAGGACAAAGGUGGGCCACAGACAUUUUUUUGAUUUUCAAGUGGGCCCUGAGUUGUUUGUAAAGUUUAUUAUGAAUAAUAAUAAUAAUAAUAAUAAUAAUAAAAUCAAAGCGGUAGAAAAUGAAUGAAUGAAUAAUAAUAAUCCUUAUUAUGAUUAUAUAAUUAUUAUUAUUAUAACUGCAUUCAAGACUGGCAUGAUGACCAGAGAGCUACGUUCCAAUAUUUUUUUAAAUUGUGCAAUAAAUAUUUUACAAUAAAAUAAUUUAAUAAUAAAAUAAUAUUAGCAAAAAUUAAUCAUAUUUUUAAUGACCUCUCAUGGCCCACCUGCAGUACCACCAGGGGGCCGCGGCCCUCAUUUUGGGAAUCACUGGGCUACAUAAUACAUCCUGCAUUGCCUCUCUGUAGUCCCUUGUUUACUCCGGUUAAUUAAAGUAAAAAAGUAAAGUCAAUAAAGUAAAGUAAAUAUGAUGUUAUUAAUUAGUCAUCCCUUUUUCACAUUGUGGUUUCAUUUUUUUUUUGUCAUGUUUUUUUUUUUAAACUAAUUUAUAAAAAGGCAACCCGCAAACAAAAACUGACAUUAGAGAUUAAAACUGAGAUUAACACAUUAAAUAUGAUGUGAUUAAUUAGUCAUCCUGGUUUGAUUUUCUUUUUUUUUGUCACGUUUUUUCUAAAAUACAUGAAUUAAUAAAUCAUGCUUGUUUUGUGGUUAAAUACGUUCUAUUUUUCUUCAAGAAUAUGCAUAUUUUUUGGCUGUUUAAUAUUCACAACUUUAUUAAAAUAACAAAACAAAAACAAAAUGCAUUUUUUAAUAAAACUUUUUUAUUAUUAAGACCCGAGAGUGGAAUCGAACUCCGGUCUCUUAGCUAUGAGCUGUGUGCUAACCACUCACCACCAUGUAGCCUCUUAAUGUGUUAUUUCCUGUUAUUUUGUGUACUUUAUUGUGUGUCAAUGUGGAUGUAGGGGUGCUACAUGGUUGUCUCUAAUGGUAAAGCCAUAUUUAGAAGGUCAUAAACAGGUUUUGGUCUAAUUAUGACAAUAUUGCCUUCAUAAAUAUGGAAUCCCCCUUAAGACCCGAGAGUGGAAUCGAACUCCGGUCUCUUAGCUAUGAGCUGUGUGCUAACCACUCACCACCAUGUAGCCUCUUAAUGUGUUAUUUCCUGUUAUUUUGUGUACUUUAUUGUGUGUCAAUGUGGAUGUAGGGGUGCUACAUGGUUGUCUCUAAUGGUAAAGCCAUAUUUAGAAGGUCAUAAACAGGUUUUGGUCUAAUUAUGACAAUAUUGCCUUCAUAAAUACCGAAUCCCGAUCAAGACCUGAGGGUGGAAUCGAACUCGGGUCACCUAGCUAUGAGCUGUGUGCUAACCACUCACCACCAUGUAGCCUCUUAAUGUGUUAUUUCCUGUUAUUUUGUGUACUUUAUUGUGUGUCAAUGUGGCCAUAGGGGUGCUACAGGGUUGUCUCUAAUAAUAAAACCAUAUUUAGAAGGUCAUAAAGAGGUUUUGGUCUAAUUUAUGACAAUAUUGCCUUCAUAAAUACGGAAUCCCGAUCAAGACCUGAGGGUGGAAUCGAACUUGGGUCUCUUAGCUAUGAGCUGUGUGCUAACCACUCACCACCAUGCAGCCUGUUAAUGUGUUAUUUCCUGUUAUUUUGUGUACUUUAUUGUGUGUCAAUGUGGAUGUAGGGGUGCUAUAGUGUUGUCUCUAGAAGGUCUAGAAGGAAAUUUAGAAGGUCAUAAAGAGGUUUUGGUCUAAUUAUGACAAUAUUGCCUUCAUAAAUACGGAAUCCCGAUCAAGACCUGAGGGUGGAAUCGAACUCGGGUCACCUAGCUAUGAGCUGUGUGCUAACCACUCGCCACCACGCAACCUUUUAAUGUCUUAUUUCCUGUUACUUUGUGUACUUUAUUGUGUGCCAAUGUGGCUAUAGGGGUGCUACAGGGUUGUCUCUAAUAAUAAAACCAUAUUUAGAAGGUUAUAAAGAGGUUUUGGUCUAAUUAUGACAAUAUUGCCUUCAUAAAUACGGAAUCCCGAUCAAGACCUGAGGGUGGAAUCGAACUCGGGUCUCUUAGCUAUGAGCUGUGUGCUAACCACUCACCACCAUGUAGCCUCUUAAUGUCUUAUUUCCUGUUAUUUUGUGUACUUUAUUGUGUGUCAAUGUGGAUGUAGGGGUGCUACAGGGUUGUCUCUAAUGGUAAAACCAUAUUUAGAAGUUAAUAAACAGGUUUUGGUCGAAUUAUGACAAUAUUGCCUUCAUAAAUACGGAAUCCCGAUCAUGACCUGAGGGUGGAAUCGAACUCGGGUCACCUAGCUAUGAGCUGUGUGCUAACCACUCACCACCAUGUAGCCUCUUAAUGUGUUAUUUCCUGUUAUUUUGUGUACUUUAUUGUGUGCCAAUGUGGCCAUAGGGGUGCUAUAGUGUUGUCUCUAAUGGUAAAGCCAUAUUUAGAAGGUCAUAAAGAGGUUUUGGUCUAAUUAUGACAAUAUUGCCUUCAUAAAUACGGAAUCGGACUUCAUGGAAAUGGACUUAUUACAGUCGGGUCCGGAACUAAUUAUUAUUUGACACCCAUUACAUGAAAUCCCAAUCCAUUUUUUCCAUGUAGGGAAUAAUGUGGAUCGGAUUGAUGUGUUCCAUACCCCCACACAUGCAACAAAAAAUACAUUUUGUAGAGAUGAAUGAUGAAUGUAUGGAACUUAUUGAAGCAGUUGCGUAAAAAAGGCCCGGGGUGUUAUCCAGCAACGCAUCGGGUGCUAUAUUCCCGGAUCAAUUCCGGACAAAUAAACCGCUUCCAAAAAUCUGAUAUUGUCGGAAAAAGGCAAAAGGCAGAGAAAAGGAAUGUGUUUAAAUUUAUCGUCACAUGCAAACCUGAACAAAUCGCCUCACGCUUUGGUCUUAUAAAGAGCCGUCAACGGGGAGGGGGGGCAAGCAGAUGCGGAGAAACCUCAGCAAACAUGAACGCCACCUCGACGACCUUCCAGUUCCUCUGUAUCGUCCCCGGCUUGGCUUUCCUGCUCCUUAUUUUCACCAAGGUGUUCUCAAGGCGCCGGAGCGCCCCGGUGGACGGCCUCGGCUGGGCCGUGCUCAUCACAGGCUGCGACAGCGGCUUCGGAUACGAGCUGGCUCGAUGCUUGGACCACAAGGGCUUUGUGGUUUUUGCCGGUUGUUUGUUUCCGCAGGGGACCGGCGCCCAGAACCUGGCCAAACAGAGCUCACAUCGUUUGAAGCUCCUCAAGCUGGACGUCACCCGUGAUGCGGACGUGCGGCAGGCCAAGGCCACCGUUCAGGAGAACCUGCCGGAGAAAGGUCUGUGGGCUGUGGUGAACAACGCUGGAAUUUCCGACUGGGCGGAGAUCGAGUGGAACACGAUCGAGGACUUCCGCCGCAUGGUGGACAUCAACCUGUUUGGCUGCAUCAGGACCACUUUGGCUUUUCUGCCGUUGGUGCGGGCCGCUAAAGGUCGAGUGGUUUUCGUGUCGAGCAUCUUUUCUUUCUUCAACUGCCUGAACAUGGGAAGUUAUAGCGUCUCCAAGCGUGGACAGGAAGCCUUCGCCGACUGCUUGCGGGUGGAAAUGGCCAGCUUUGGCGUCAAGGUCAGCAUCAUCCAACCUGGCAACUUCGGCCAAGCCACCAACAUCGUGAAAAUGAAGACCGUGUCAGAUAUCUGGUUGAAGUUCGACGAGGAACGCAAGCAAACGUUCAGCCAGGACUACAUCAAGCUAGCCAUCGAGUACUUUGUCUCCACGUGCAGGACGGGCUUCACCAACGCCGACAAGGUCAUCAACGCCAUGCUGCACGCCAUCACCGCACCCUCCCCCCGUCGUAGAUACAUGGUGGUUUCGGCUAAGGAUCGGGUUUUCUUCCAGCUUUACCCGUACUUGCCGACCGCUCUCACCGACGCCGUGUUUUCGCUCAGCUCCAUGUACGCCACACGGAAGGAAAUGCUCUAUGUCAAGUAGGGAAGCGGUUUUUUUUUUAAUUUAAAAAAAUGACAAUAUUGCCUUCAUUUUUUUUUCUUUUUUUUUCAUUGCCUUUAUUUUUUUUUUAAUUUCCAAAAUGAAAUAUUUUGACUGAUUUUUGGUCAAAAUACUCUUACACGACAUAUGAAUAUAUAUAUUUAAUGUAUCAUUUUAUAUAUUACAAAUAUGUCAUCUCAUUUUAUAACAAUAGAAUGGAUUUUUAUUGAUUUUUAGCCAAAAAAAAGCAAUUUUUUUUCAUGUUAUUCAUAAAAAAGUGGCUCAUAAUUGAUAAAUAUGUGAUGUUUAUGCUGAUACUGAUAAUGUUUUUUUUCAUCCGACGUCCUUGAAUGCACCUUUUCUCUUUACUUCUUUACUGUUUUAGUGGUUUUCUAUCUCUUCCUCCU